UCUUCCACCCCUGAUUCAAUAAAAGCCUCUUUCCGCCGCCCAACCCGUCACUAAAGCGAAUCCGUAGUUCGGCUAUACUGACAAUAGGAAGUUUCAAGCUCGCAGCUUUUUUCUUUUAACCAAUAAUGGAAGGAGCCUUUGACAGCAUCAUACUGGUCAAAGAAGAGGAGGACGAAGAAGAAGAACCAAUGCUGCCUCAGCCAUUACCAGGCCUUCACGAUGCCGCGCCGCCGCCGUUCUUAAAGAAGACCUUCGACAUGGUGGAAGAUCCAAGCACUGACUCCAUUGUCUCUUGGAGCAGAGCUCGCAAUAGCUUCGUUGUAUGGGAUUCUCAUAUGUUCGCUACCAACGUUCUUCCUCGCUAUUUCAAGCACAGCAAUUUCUCCAGCUUCAUCCGUCAGCUCAAUACUUAUGGGUUCAGAAAGGUGGAUCCAGAUCGAUGGGAAUUCGCAAAUGAGGAGUUUUUAGGUGGGCAGAAGCACCUUUUGAAAAACAUUAAAAGAAGGAGAAAUAUCGGUCAGAGCUCCAGCGAUGUGGGGCAGCUAGCGCUGGAGGGCGAGGUUGAGAAGCUGAGAUCAGAGAGACAGAUUCUGAUGCUGGAGAUUAUGAGUCUGAGGCAGCAGCAACAGAGCUCGAGAACGCAUCUAGUUGCAAUGGAGGAGCGAAUGCUGGUGGCGGAGAGGAAGCAGAAACAGACGAUGACUUUCCUUUCGAAAGUGCUGCGGAAUCCUGACUUCGCUCAUAAGCUUAUGGCGAGGGGCGAGUGGGGCAUGGAUUUGGGAAGCCCCGGGAAGAAGAGGAGAUUGCCACCGCCAUUUUCGGAGAGCUUGGAGGUGACUGGAGAAGCUGAAGAGUUCCUUUUUAGAAUGGAGAAUGAGCUGACUAAUGAGGUGGAGACUGAAGCCGUGGAGCAGAGUUCGGAGGAGAUAAUGGAUUCAAUGUGGGAGGACCUGUUAAGUGAAAGUUUUGAUGGGGAAACAUCGGCGCAGGAGAUUGAUGCAGAGGUGGAGGAGUUGGUUGCGGAGAACUGUGGAUGGGGUGAGGAUGUGAAGGGUUUGGUCGAGGCGAUGGGGUUUCUUGGAUCCAAGAAGUAGAAGUUCUGGAGGAAGAAGAGAAGUUCUGGAGGAAGAAGAGAAGGGAUGGGGGCACUUCUAUCAUUCUGUUUGUAGUUUGGUAGCACCGUCGGUUCUGCUUUUAUAUUGUUGGCGGUUGUAAUAACUCAUAUUUGUUAAAUAUGAAUUUAAUUUUUGAUGCUUUAA
Dendrobium catenatum is the source of this 1259-nucleotide messenger RNA. RefSeq names its product heat shock factor protein HSF30-like. The transcript is spliced from 2 exons. The record is from RefSeq and is a predicted model, not a curated record. Gene Ontology annotation, biological process: regulation of transcription by RNA polymerase II. The coding region runs from base 126 to 1094 and encodes 322 amino acids. Gene Ontology annotation, cellular component: nucleus. Lineage: Eukaryota; Viridiplantae; Streptophyta; Magnoliopsida; Asparagales; Orchidaceae. Gene Ontology annotation, molecular function: RNA polymerase II cis-regulatory region sequence-specific DNA binding; DNA-binding transcription factor activity.